CGACGAAUAAACAAGUAGCAACAUAAUGCGGUUAAUACAACAUAAACAGCUGAAAGUCGAAUGAUAUCAUUGCUUUAUGACUUUGAUAUAAGUCAAGAUUUGAAAGAAACAGCAAAUUUUACUGACGAUGUCAACAAAGGCACAUCGCAGAGCAAGCUACGAGGACAGAGUGGACCAAGACAGCCGAUUGACAGGCAAACACAUACGAACUUUGUUACACCUGCAAGAUUUACACACCGAAAACGAUCUUUUGAAAGCUAGAAUUGCUGAACUGGAGCUUGAGGAGGCAAAAGCUGCCAGAUGUGAUCUUCUGGAGCGUGAAGUAGAGAAGUUACGGGGUGAAUUAUUGAAGUGUGAAGAGCUUCAUCAGAUUGCUAAGGAAGCAAAGGAUAAGUUCCAGCAAAUGCAAAGAGACUGUUUGAUGAAGAUUGAUGAAAACUGUGCAGCUUUGACAGAAAAACACAAAAUAGAGAUCAUGAGAAUUGUGUCAGAAAAACUUGAAGCUGAAAAUUGCUGGACAAUUGAGAAGCAACAGGUUACCAAGAAAAUUGAAGAUCUUCAGAAAGAAAACAAGUUUCUGAAAGAAGAACUGGAGAUUUUAAAAAGAACAGGAUGUGAUACUGUUAAACUGAAUUCAGCUCUUCAAGAAUCAAAGGCAGCCAUUGAGUUACUGAAACAAAACUGUGAACAGUUGAAACAAGAAAAAGGGGUCCUAGAGAAGACAGUAAAGGAUUUGAGUAUGAAAAAUGAAACUCUCUCAUCAGAGGUGGACAGUUUGAAAUCUAGGAUAGCUGUUCUGGAAAUGCAGACAAAACUUUCACGAGAAGCUAAAGCUGAGGAGCAGGGUAAAGCCAUGGAAACUAAUAAGCUAAAAGAACAGGAUGAGGCUGAAAUAGCUAAGUUGAAAGGACUUAUUCAGAAACUAGAGAGUAAAAAUGAAGCCCUUACAGAAGCUAACGAAAAACUAGAAAACGGCAACAAACUUUUGGAGUUCAAUAUUCAGGAUUCUGCUCAGACCUUGAAGCACAUGUACAAAGAAAGAGACUUGCUUAAAAACAGGAUUACAGGACUUCUCAAUGAAAUAGCAGCUAUGAAGUCACAAACACCGGAGAAACACACAUUUGUUGACUUUGUCCAUCUUAAACGGGAUUACAAUGCACUGAAAGAUGAACACGAAAAGCUUCUCAAGAAAAGAGUCUCCAAAACGAAUGUGUUACCAACUUUGAAGGGAGAUGCCACAGUUGUUGCACGGGCAACAAGCGGUGGGACUGUGAGAAAUGGAGCACAAGUGGGAGGGGUGGGUGCUUUCUGGUAGCAGAAGGCUCUUUUUACGCCAACUUCCCUCCCCCAUUUCUUAAUGCAGAUGCUUUCCAAGGUAGAUGAUGUACCCUGGCAUUUGGUGAAAAAAAUGUUUUUCAGGUGCAACUUGCAAUUAUCUAUUCCUGUUUUAAGCUAGGAGAGUUUUGUAUUUCAUCGUUUGGUACUGUACGUAUAGUAUAUGUUGAGAAUGUUUAUGCUUCGUCAAUGUACGUUAAACAAUUUGAACUGGCUUUUUAAAUAGAGGAGACUGAGAUGAUUCGGUCUGGUUAGUUUGGUAGAUUUGUUUUUGGCAAACUAUUUAACUCAUAAUUCUGCACAAUUACCCGCUCAAUCGAUUUAUCGAUUUCCGUAUUUAUUCAACACAGUAAUUAUAAGGAGCGUAUUUUACAAAGCUAUUUAUAGCAAACUCGGUAUUUAACUUCGUUAACUUGGAAGGUAUUUAACUGCAGACCCAAAUGGUAUUUGGUGUGAUUUCUGUAGUCUUUUAGAUUUCAGCAGCACCAUGAUGUACGAGAAAAGUAGUAUGACAUAGUAAGCGGAUGUAAUUGUAAAUAACUAAUUUUUCCAUUGAAAAUGGGGAAGUUAAACUGCCCUUAAAAACCUAGAUUUCUGUAACUGAUAACGAGACAAAAGAGAGUAGAUUUUAGUAUAAAUGUAUGAAAAGUGGGCGAAUGUGCAAUAAAAUGUUUACACGUAUGUUA
Messenger RNA from Pocillopora damicornis (cauliflower coral), 2021 nucleotides. RefSeq lists its product as uncharacterized. NCBI's taxonomy places the organism in Eukaryota, Metazoa, Cnidaria, Anthozoa, Scleractinia, Pocilloporidae. The record is from RefSeq and is a predicted model, not a curated record.